Messenger RNA from Capronia epimyces CBS 606.96, 591 nucleotides. RefSeq lists its product as uncharacterized. NCBI's taxonomy places the organism in Eukaryota, Fungi, Ascomycota, Eurotiomycetes, Chaetothyriales, Herpotrichiellaceae. Bases 1 to 591 code for a protein of 196 amino acids. The record is from RefSeq and is a predicted model, not a curated record. The transcript is spliced from 2 exons.
AUGAUUUCAUCGGACGAGUUACUACCACCGCCCUACGUCGUGAUGGUUCACCAGGUCAACACCAAGGAAGGAUCAACCAAGGAAGGAUCAACCAAGGAAGGACCAACCAAGGAAGGACCAACCCAACUAUCCCUACUUGAUCUUCCUGCGGAAGCCAGACUACAGAUAUACAACUGCUUCACCCCGGUCCCUCCCCGCGAUUUUGACGAACUUGACGAAGCGGCCGACACAGCGCGUCAACUCCUUGUUGAAGCCCGCAAGAAUCUUACACUGGUCUGUCGCCAGAUCACCGAAGAGUGGACUCCAAUGUUCUACCGCUCCACAACCUUUGUCGUCAACCACUUGAAGCCUAGGCACAUAUCUGUCAACUUGAAAGAGUGCCGUGCGACGCCGCAAGCGUUCGCUGAUAUGUUUUUGAAGAAUCUGGAUACCUAUAAGCUGCGCAACAUUGUCCGAUUGGCGUACGACACUUCUCCAUUUACUUUGAGUUCUCCCGCCAUCACAAGCCUAGGAGAGAUUCUGGAUCGGUACAAAGACUCGAUGAUCGAGGGGAACGUCCGAGGCGCUCUUCUGGUGGUCCAUGGCUCAUAA